Klebsormidium nitens is the source of this 1482-nucleotide messenger RNA. The record is from the annotation of a GenBank genome assembly. NCBI's taxonomy places the organism in Eukaryota, Viridiplantae, Streptophyta, Klebsormidiophyceae, Klebsormidiales, Klebsormidiaceae.
CUUCUCUUGAGUGCCACGCUGAUUUGAUCCUGGCCGCAAAUUAGUUGCUGAUGGGAUCAAGGCGCGAUCGGCUUCUCGAGCCUUCUCCAUUUUAGGUGCAGUACCUCGCAAUCUAGUGAGCUGGCAAGUGACAGUUGAGAACCUCUGCGCAGUUGUGAAAGUUGAAACUGUCAACGUCCUCCUGCAUUGAGUUUACCUCAGCAACCUGAUCGACCAUACCAAGCGAAAGCAAGAUUACUCUACAUUCCUAGACCGCAUUGUUGAUCACUUGCAAGCCGCAUCAGUCAGCUGUCUCCUGCUUUGAUCGUCCAGCUACCAUGGCCCGAUCCCUCCCCCUCGUGUGCGUGGCCCUGACGCUCUCCCUUUUGGCGGCUGUGCCCUGCUCUGCGCAGACUAACCUCACCCAAACCCUCCUUAGCCUGCAGACUGACUCCACCUACAGCACCGUGGCCACCGCAAUCGUUGCUGCCAACCUCACUGAGCCAAUCGUGUCUCUGUCGGACUCUAGCGGAGUCACUCUGCUGGCCCCGAACAAUGAGGCCUUCAAUGCCCUGGGCAACGCUACUGUGAGCUGCUUGCUGGCGCAGCCGGGACUGGUCCUGCUCUCCACAGUCCUCAGGUACCAUGUGAUCGCUGGCUUCUACAAUUCCACUGCGAUCGUGGCGGCUGCGCCCGUGAGCCUGCCUUCUGUCCUUGGGCCCGACCUCAACAUCACAGUUUCUGGUUCCACAGUCCAAGUGAACACCGUGCCUGUGGUCGCACCGGAUGUCAUCCAGGCCAUUCCCAGCGCCGUCGUUCACGGCAUUAGCUCCGUGCUCAUUCCCCCGGGGGGUCUCCAGGCUGUCCAGGCAUACUGUGCUUCAGCUCCCACCACGCCCACACCUGUCGGAGCAUCAUCAGGGCUUUUGUCGGGCUUCAACGGGCUCUUCGCUCUCGCCAUGUUUGCGGUCUGCGCUCUCCAGGUACUGCUAUAAGGAGCUUCAUCGGAGAGAUUUUCACCUUUUGAUUCCUUAGUUUCAGACGAAAGUAUGACAUCGAUGGUGCCACAUUGGCCGCCGUUGAUUGCAACAGCAAGCUUGUGAAAAUGUGUAACUUCGUUUAGAAAGGUUUUGCGGGGUCAAUGCCGAACAUUGGCCCAACACUCUUCUCUGUAGCUGCACAAAAGGCUCUUCGCUAGGCGGCUAAUCCCGUUGAUAAUUGCAAAGUAAUGAAGGCUGUGAUUGCAUCUGCCCAGUUUUUAUAGGCAAGUUGAAACUUACCUCUCCAUGGAUAUCAGUACUCAGUUGUUGUCAAAGGUUUCUUGCUUAGCUUUUAGCGCGCAACUUAUCAAGGUGGAUAGAAGAUAGAAGCACAUGAGUCUUGAACAAGCAUUUACCGUUUCAGGGUGACAAGGUCUUCUGAAACCUGUGACUUAUGUCAGUCAUGUGACAGUGUCAGCUAGAUGUGGCAUGUACGUGAAAGACUGAGCAACCAAAAUCGAUG